AGUUUCGCACCGGGCACACUUCUCGCUUGCCGUACGCGCGGUGAAGCCUGGGUAGGACAGUGAAAGCGGCGGGAGAGCGACUCGUACAUCUAAAAUAGAAUCUACUAAUUUAAUGUUGACCGUUCACUGAUCGAGUUAUGUGCGUUUAGUCGCGUAAUUAAGCCGUGCCUUUGGAGAACACAAAGGCGUUUAGCAGUGAAUAUCUUGGACUUUGAAACGCUUGUGUCGUUGUGGUUUCUUUUGAGCGGUCCCGGGGAAACGGUUUUGAACGUCUGUUUUUGGUUAGCCCGUUAUAGCACUUCAGCAACAAUGGCGAAGGUACAGGUGUUGAAUGUGGCUGUCCUAGACAACCCGAGCCCCUUUGGUAACCCUUUUCAGUUCGAAAUAACCUUUGAGUGUAUGGAGGACCUCCCCGAAGACCUUGAAUGGAAGAUCAUCUAUGUGGGCUCGGCAGAGAGUGAAGAGUAUGACCAAGUUCUAGACUCAGUCUUGGUUGGUCCAGUACCAGCUGGGAGACAUAUGUUUGUGUUUCAGGCUGAUGCCCCAAACACUGGAUUGAUCCCUGAAAGUGAUGCUGUUGGUGUAACCGUAGUGCUCAUUACCUGCACAUACCGUAACCAGGAGUUCAUACGCAUUGGUUACUACGUGAAUAAUGAAUACACAGAACCAGAGCUUCGGGAAAACCCACCAAUCAAGCCAGACUACACACAGCUCCAGAGAAAUAUUCUGGCAUCAAAUCCACGUGUUACCAGAUUCCAUAUAAACUGGGAAGGCUGUGCAGAGCGAAUGGAAGACUCUGAAAAUGUUGAUCCCAGUUCAAACUCCAUGCUUCCUCCAUCCUGUCUCCCAGGCAAGGCCCCACCCCUGGGGCUACUACCAGAUAACUCUAUGGACUGCUUAUAAAGAACAACCCCACCCAAAAGGUGAUAACUCAAAGCACCAGACCCUAUUUUAGAUGAAUGCCUGUGGACAUUCUAGUGUGGAAGUACAGACCGACAUCUUUGCCUUACAGCUGCCUUCAUGUAAUGGAAGCUUGUCAAAACAACCCCUCGCAUUGGGCUUAAGAUCAGUUUGUUCCAAGGAAGAUCAUGAACAUCUCACAUGUAUAAACCACACUUGCAGACAGGGAGUUUCUUGCCUUGAUGUUAAAUGCAAUACUGAAGUUUUUAAGCUCUUAGAAGGGAACAUGUUACGAUUAAAUGUUACAGCAGAAUACAACAUAAAGCUGAUGAAAGCAUACCUUCCGUUCCUCUGUUGAAAUUACACAUUUAAGAGGAUUUCAGCAAUGAAGCAGUGAGCAAAUAAACGUCAAUAUGUUGCUGUAAAGGAAUUUAAAAACCUGCUGUUAUAGGUGUUCUAAUUUCUGUUGCACUUAAGUCUUUUCACACUUAGAUUUUGGAGCCUAGCUUUAUAUUAGCUAUAUUAUAUCCCUCUGUUUUUUCGUUUUGAUUUUACUUUUCAAGUUUAUGUUAUAAUAAAAAAACUUGUAUUUGUAAUGA
This is a messenger RNA of Notolabrus celidotus (New Zealand spotty), 1499 nucleotides long. RefSeq names its product anti-silencing function 1Ba histone chaperone (gene asf1ba). The record is from RefSeq and is a predicted model, not a curated record. Lineage: Eukaryota; Metazoa; Chordata; Actinopteri; Labriformes; Labridae. Gene Ontology annotation, cellular component: nucleus. Gene Ontology annotation, molecular function: histone binding. The transcript has 4 exons. Bases 310 to 903 code for a protein of 197 amino acids. Gene Ontology annotation, biological process: DNA replication-dependent chromatin assembly.